Arabidopsis lyrata subsp. lyrata is the source of this 1926-nucleotide messenger RNA. RefSeq names its product probable inactive receptor-like kinase SSP. Gene Ontology annotation, biological process: brassinosteroid mediated signaling pathway; protein phosphorylation. Gene Ontology annotation, molecular function: protein binding; protein kinase activity; ATP binding. Bases 310 to 1716 code for a protein of 468 amino acids. Lineage: Eukaryota; Viridiplantae; Streptophyta; Magnoliopsida; Brassicales; Brassicaceae. The record is from RefSeq and is a predicted model, not a curated record. The transcript has 9 exons.
GAAACCUAAUGAAAAGAUUUUAAAUAAAAAUCCGCAAACUUUUAAAAACCAAAAAAGCGCGCAUAACACGGAUACUCAUCUAGUAAAAAUAAGAAUUAAGAAACCCUUGAGUGACAAAAAAGAAAGGUCCUCUAUAUUUGGCACGAGAAUAAUUGUCAUAAAUCAUAAUGCUAAAAUAUUAGACUCUUUCUCUUGACAACAAAGAGACACUUAACCCUCAUAGUCAAACGACACAAAAGACAAAACAAGGAAUCAAAUAAACAAUAAGGAAAACUUUUGACACUCCUCUUUUGCUCGCUGAAGAAUCUCAUGGGUUGUUGUUACUCAUUAUCUUCAACAGUAGAUCCUGUUCAAGACCACACGACCGAUGCUUCUUCUGAACCUAGAAACGGAGGAGGAGAAGAUCCACCAUUGAUAAAAUUCUCUUUCUCCGAUCUCAAGACAGCAACCAAUCAUUUUUGUCCCGAAAACAUCGUUUCAGAUCAAACCUCCGAUGUUGUCUUUAAGGGCCGUUUGCAAAACGGUGGUUUCAUCUCUGUCAAGAGAUUUAAUAACAUGGCUUGGUCUGAUCCUAAACUCUUUGUGGAAGAGGCACAAAGAGUAGGGAAGUUAAGACACAAGAGACUCGUAAAUUUGAUUGGAUAUUGCUGUGAUGGAGAUAAAAGGUUUCUUGUUGCAGAUUUGAUGCCAAAUGAUACUCUUGCUAAGCGUUUAUUCCAGCGGAAAAAUCAAACCAUGGAUUGGUCUACUAGGUUAAGAGUAGCCUAUUGUGUAGCGGAAUCUCUGGAUUAUUGCAACACCUCAGGCUUUGCAUCGUACAGUAACUUAAGUGCUUACAAGGUUUUGUUUGAUGAGGAUGGUGAUGCAUGUCUUUCUUGUUUCGGCUUGAUGAAGGAGAUCAAUAAUGAUCAAAUAACAACAGGAAGUGUGAACCCUGAAAAUGUGAUAUAUAGAUUUGGUACUCUCCUUGUGAAUCUUCUAAGUGGAAAGCAAAUUCCUCCAAGCCAUGCUCCUGAGAUGAUACAUCGAAAGAAUGUUUUUAAGUUGAUGGAUCCAUACCUGAAGGGGAAGUUCUCCAUAGAUGAAGCUACCGUAGUUUACAAACUCGCCUCUCAAUGUUUGCAGUACGAGGAUCACGAGAGUCCCAACACAAAAGAGAUUGUUGCAACACUUGAAACCUUGCAAACUAGAACAGAAGCUCCAUCACAUGAAGUUAUUGAAAUGGCAACCGACGAGAAGGAGGCAUCAUCGUCAAGUCAUCUUUCGCCACUAGGAGAGGCUUGUUCGAGAAUAGACCUCGAAUCUAUUCAUAAAAUCUUGGUGUUGGCAGGAUAUGAGGAUGACAAGGAUGUCAUCGAGUUAUCUUUCGAAGAAUGGAUACAAGAGGUGAGAGAACUUCAAGAUGUUCGAAGACACGGUGAUCGGGCCUUCGUAGAGGAAGACUUCAAAACCGCCAUCGCCUGUUAUUCUCAGUUUGUUGAGGAAAGGUCAAUGGUAUACCCAAGUGUUUACGCGAGGCGUAGUCUAAGCUAUCUAUUCUGCGAUGAGCCAGAAAAAGCCCUUCUCGAUGGUAUGCAUGCACAGGGAGUGUUCCCUGAUUGGCCAACCGCCUUCUACUUGCAGUCUGUGGCAUUAGCCAAACUCAACAUGAACACUGAUUCUGCUAAUACUUUGAAAGAAGCAGCUCUUCUUGAAGCAGUGAGAAAGAAUCUUUGAUAUUUCAUUUCCUAUUUCUUUUAGGAUUAAAAGUGAAAUUUAAAUUUGACAAUUAUUUUUUUGUUUCUGAUUGAGGAGUCUUGUGUAAAUUUUGAACUAAGAAUUUGAAACCUUUUUUUUUUUAUAAUGUUUAACUCCAUUUUCAUCUCUUGCCGAGACCAAUAUUGAGAUAGCUUUUGGGUAUAUAUAUAUAUAUAUAGAGAAAUAAAG